Tuber aestivum (summer truffle) is the source of this 3348-nucleotide messenger RNA. NCBI's taxonomy places the organism in Eukaryota, Fungi, Ascomycota, Pezizomycetes, Pezizales, Tuberaceae. The record is from the annotation of a GenBank genome assembly.
GAACCGGGAAGCCUCGUUGCGUACUGCGAUGAACCACCUCGGGACGUAGUGCACAUCCCGUAUCCGAACUAGUGCUGAGACCCUCCAAUCUCCCUCCUGGCGCGCCGAGAUGCCGAUACUUGUACGGUAUCGGUGCCGUAACAGGGACUUGAAUUCCUCCGGAUUUCGGUUGGCGUCUGCGGCUGCAGAUCGACAUUUCCAUGGCUGGUAAGCUCCCCCCUGGGGUCGCGCCGGUCUACGAUUGGGUGGGAUGACGAUGAAACCCGCAGAAACCUUUGUGAGAUGCCGACCUACGAGUAUGAAGCAUAUCAUCAUUCUUUUUUGAUGCCCUCGGGACGCUUUUUUCGGGCUGCUGUUCAUUAAGCCUGCUGUAAACCUACGUCAUAGCAUUUAACAGAAAUAUAAUUCUUGCAGUGAUAUGUCGGAGCUCUUGCCUACCGUCAGUACUCCACGCCCCCUAAAGUUCUCUGUGGUCUUUCAAACUCGGCUUUUCUUUUAUUCCCAUUUGAUAUAUUGGUACUAUGGAUCCUGAGGAAGGCUACCUUGCAACUGUCGGUGGUGCUGCGUCGGUAGUGGCGGAGGUGGCUCCCCUGUCUGAGAGGGCAAAGGUACCUAUCCCGAGAGGUAGAGCAUUGAGCAGCAGAGCUGCAGAACGAAAGAACAAGAGGGCAUCUCAUGCUUGUGAGCCGUGCAGACAACGGAAGACUAAGGUAAAAACAAAUGAACGCGAUAGCGGGCUAUUGCUAACAAACAUGAUUUUUAUAGUGUGAUGUGCGAAGGCAAGUCGACUGCCCCAGGCUCCUCGGGUUUCCUUUUGGAUAUUUUUUCUCUCUCUCCUCUCCACCCUUAUUGGGAUAUCAUCCUAACUAAUAGCCAAAGGCCAGUGUGCACCCACUGUGCUGACUACAAAAUAAAUUGCUAUUAUGGUGAGGGCAAAAGAGAGAUGGCGAGGAAGUAAGCUUUUCUCCGUCUGUGCCCCUUUGAGCAUGUUACCUGUAUCUGAAGGCAAGGAGUGGCAAUGACCUUUUCUAGGCGGUUACAAGAGCUCGAAGCGAGAACAGAGGCUUACGAGAAGCUACUAAAAGAGCUUCUGCCAGGAUUGGAUAGUGCCGCGCAAGUAACUGUCCAAGACGCCCUCAAAGUAGUGAGCUUCCCCUUUUCAGAUUGUACGAGUGCAUGCAUCUCAUAGUGAUAUUUGCUCCAGCCGCGAACGACUUCUGGAGCGGCCAGGAAAUCCCCUCGCGAGCCAGUCAUACAAGAGAGUCAACGCCCAGCUCGCCCUCUUAGUAGCGACUCGGAGUCCUCGGAUGACCGGGAUUCAGAUGACGAUCCGGACCACCUUGCAGAGGAUAUCAACACGCUUUCUAUUAACAACCCUAUCGGGUAUAUGGGCAAAAGCUCUGAGGUUUUAUGGAUCAAUCUUCUGAAGGAGGAGAUUAGGAGUUAUCCUGAUGGCAUUCCGGUCGAGAAGUCGGAUCAGUUGGAACGUAGCGCAUCGGGACAAGGCGAAGAAGCCGGUAAGAGUGGUCCACUGGAACCUCUCACCCCAGUCACUACUCCUUCCCCGAAUUUUGAGCUAACCGAAAAACAUCCCUAGGAUGGACAUACCACCUUGAUGACAUUGAUAUCUCCUUCUCCGACAAGCAAAUCGACGCCUACGCUCUCCCGCCAAAAGACUUGGCAGACUCGCUGGUUAACAUAUACUUUGAGACAGUUCAUCCCUUAUUCCCGAUCAUUUAUAAAGGGCUUUUUAAGCAUCAAUUUGAAGUGCUUUAUCAGACCCGGGAUCCUGCAAAGGUUGCUAGAAAAUGGCUCGCAAUAAUGAACCUGGUGUUCGCGAUUGGGGCGAGACACUUAUCCAUGAUCGGUGAAGACGAGGCAGACGUCUGGCAACAUGUAACCUUCUUUCUCCGUGCAAGGCUCUUGGGAGCACUGGAUGGAGGGCUGGUGUUUGAGAUUGCUACCCUCCAGAAUGUCCAGGCGAUGGGACUAACGGGGAUGUAUUUACUGGCUAGUAAGCAAACAAAUCGGUAGUGUUCGCCACCUCUCGAGCUAUUUCGCUACUGAAUCGCUAUAUGGACUGCUGAUAUUGGGUGCUUGAAAUGAUAGUUCCUGGAAUGUUGCAGGGCUUGCGAUCCGUCAUGCAUAUGGCAUGGGCCUCCAUCUCCGAACUGUAGCUUCGACCCUUGACGCUGGCCAAAAGGAAUUGCGUGUUCGGGUUUGGUACUCUAUUUGUUACCUAGAGGCAACCCUCGGACUUAUUACAGGGCGACCGUCUGCGCUACAGGCUCACCAAAGCAAUGCACCGUUGCCCAGGUCAAAAGACUUCGACCCCGAAUCUGGUCCUGCGCAGGACGCAUAUUUCACCGCGCUUACUAAGCUGUCGUCAAUCGCAUCCGAGGUCCUAAGCCAGCUGUAUUCCACGCGAAGUAGGCUUGUGAUGCAAAAGAGCUGGGAGCAUCUUCAGGAGACCAUGGAAAGAACUGACAGACGGUUAGAAAGAUGGAAGAGCAAGCUGAUCCCGAGUUUGUCGUUCGGUGCCGCCCCGGGCAACAUCGACAAUUACAACAAUUUUAUGAGCCAGGUAAACUUCUCCCAUCCCUGCAAACUUUUUGUCCUAAAUUCGAAUAGAGGGUCGACCUUGCCCUUCGUUACCACAAUAUUAGAAUCCUGAUAUUCCGCCCAUGCGUCUGCCAAUUAGAACUUGGCGUUGCUAGAGAAAUCGGCUUUAGUCAAGAAUUCAACCGUUGGGGCGCCCGCACCUGCGUCAGCUCUGCCCGGAAUAUCGUCUCUAUCAUUACUAAUACAAGUGGAGAUAAACGAGAGCAAUUGAUGAAGAUCCCGUGGUGGUGCAUGCUGCACUACCUAGUCGCUGCUGAAGCAAUCCUGCUUCUUGAAACGAUUCACCAGAGGGCUUCGAAAGUCGACGGAGGUAUUUUCGGUGAUAUGUAUCAAGUUGUCAAGUGGCUGCAUGAGAUACCGGGAAACGACAUGGCGAGUAGGCGGACGCACGAGCAAUUGAGCAAAUUGUUGGAACGAGUAUUGUCGAUUGUAGAGAGAGAGACCGGUGAUUCGGGGGUCCGGGGAAACAAGAGCGAGGAGUCGGGGCAAAAGGACAAGACAGGGUGGCUGAGGGAUGACUUUGCCCUUCAUAUGGCAGAGCAAGGGCACAUGAGGUCCGGGGACGAUCUAUGGGAUCUUGAGAGGAACUUUGAGAUGCAAUACUUUUAGGGGCUAUUUGGCACGACGUGGCUGGGAUCUCAAACCAUGGUUUGAGCCUGGGUCAUUACCCGCAACCACUUGUACACUUGGUAGACAUGAAUUACAAACAAUGGUUUGCUACAACCU